AUGGUCUAUCAGGAGACUGAGUGGGUAGCAUACAUGACGCCAACCACCAAGGACACGAGACGCAAUUUUUGGAAGGGCAAGAACUUUGCCGGAACCAUUGAUUGGGCUGUUGACCUAAUGAGCUACCACUCUGACGAUGGAUCCUUUGGCCACGGUGAGGAUUGGUCCGACGAGUUUGAGGGCGGAACCAUCAGUCCUGAGGCUGUUGCCAACGGCGCACAGAAUACUGUCAAGGAAUUCAUGUACAAGAAUGCCAGCGAGUUCUUCACUUGCCAGCGCUCUGAUGAACCAGACAAGGACAACCUCAUCCGGUCAUCGACGAGAUGGACGUUGAAGGAGGGCAAAAGCGACGCGUUUUAUGCCGCCUUGUUGGCCGGCACAGCCGUUUCCAGCGACAAGAUUGUGUGGGAGGAUGUACGAUGGCACGAUGCCGAUGGAUCACCGUCAUACCAUGGGGGCGAACCAAUGUACAUGGACUUUAACUUCCCCAAUCCGAUAUACUAA
Messenger RNA from Cordyceps fumosorosea ARSEF 2679, 504 nucleotides. RefSeq lists its product as hypothetical. NCBI's taxonomy places the organism in Eukaryota, Fungi, Ascomycota, Sordariomycetes, Hypocreales, Cordycipitaceae. The record is from RefSeq and is a predicted model, not a curated record. Bases 1 to 504 code for a protein of 167 amino acids. The transcript has 3 exons.